AUGCACAUCAUCAAGCCAGUCUGGCUUACACAUGGAGGUGAAAGGAAAGAUUUCGAGGUUUACAGUUGUGAUGUCUCGCCGGAUGGGAAGAGAUUGGUCACUGCGGCAGGAGAUGGAUACGUGCGGAUCUGGUCCACAGAGGCCAUUUAUAACACCGGUAAUCCGGAAUUUGCGAAUAAACCAAAACAGCUUGCCUCAAUGAGCAACCACUCCGGCACGAUUCAUACCGUUCGAUUCUCUCCAAAUGGUCGAUACCUUGCGUCAGGGGCGGAUGAUAAGAUUGUUUGCGUUUACACGCUGGAUACCAAUCCUCUAACACACGGCUCAACAUUCGGCUCCGACGAAGCACCACCUGUGGAGAACUGGCGUACGAUUCGGCGAUUGAUCGGACACGACAACGAUGUGCAGGAUCUGGGGUGGUCGUAUGACUCGUCGAUCCUGGUCUCUGUUGGACUUGAUUCUAAGGUGGUAGUGUGGUCUGGGCAUACAUUUGAGAAACUGAAGACUCUUUCUGUGCACCAGAGUCAUGUCAAAGGCAUCACAUUUGACCCCGCAAACAAGUACUUUGCUACCGCCAGUGAUGACCGUACUGUUCGCGUUUUCCGCUUUACGUCGCCCGCCCCCAACUCGACAUCUCAUGAUCAAAUGAACAAUUUUGUCUUGGAACAAACUAUCUCCGCCCCCUUCGCCAAUUCUCCUUUGACCGCAUAUUUCCGACGUUGCUCUUGGUCUCCUGAUGGUAUGCAUAUUGCUGCUGCGAACGCAGUCAAUGGGCCAGUUAGUUCAGUGGCUAUUGUCAACCGUGGCUCGUGGGAUGGAGAUAUCAACCUCAUCGGUCACGAAGCACCGGUCGAGGUGUGCUCAUUUUCCCCGCGUCUGUAUUCCCGGGAGCCUAUCCAAAAGCAAACGGGUGAUAACCACGCGGCGCAGCAUCAUAUAACCGUUAUUGCUUGCGCCGGUGCAGACAAGUCCCUCAGUGUCUGGAUUACUAGCAAUGCUCGCCCUAUCGUGGUAGCUCAAGAAAUGGCCGCCAAGUCUAUUUCAGACCUAGCCUGGAGUCCUGACGGCAAGUGUCUUUACGCUACAGCUCUUGAUGGCACCAUUGUAGCAGUCCGGUUCGAGGAAGGCGAGCUAGGAUAUGCAGUUGAAAUGGAAGAGAACGAGAAGUCUCUGACCAAGUUCGGAACAAACCGUAAGGGUGCCGGUAUUACAGAGACCACGGAUGCCUUGCUACUUGAAGAGAAGAGCAAAGCAGGCGAAAUCAAGGGCGUUGAAGGUCGUAUGGGUGCACUCAUGGGUGAUGGCGCAGAGCCUGCUGUCAAUGGAGGAUCUACAACGCAACCUGCGAAUGGUUCGACACCGGCACGAGCUUCGUCACCAAACCCAGAACCUGCGAAAGCGCAAACAAACGGAACACCGUCAACUCCCGCGGCUAAUGAAGCGGACAAACCCGAUCCGUACCUUGCUAAGCUGGAAAGACUCAAGUCACGUCCGACCUAUACGAAAGAAGGAAAGAAGCGAAUCGCCCCUCUACUUGUUUCUGGAGCCGGUGCUGGUGAAUCUUCUCUACCACAGGCUCGUUUGAUGGCUUCGGUAAGUAGCCAAGCCAAGUCAGAUGCCCCGGCAUCAAUUGUGGAUCUUUCAAAACCGUUCGAUGGGCUGCCCAAGGGUGGCUUAACUGCCUUGCUUCUUGGCAACAAGCGGAAACUGGGUCAAUUAGAGGGCGACGAGGAGGGGCAAACCGAAAAACGUGUGGCCCUGUCAAGUCAAAAUGGUGCCACGCCAAUCAUGGCGAACACACCUGAUGGACUUCUCCCAGCUCAAACACAGCCGGCAGUAGCAGGCCAACAGCCUACUCCAGAAUUUCUUCGACCUGCAGUCACAAAUCCUUGCAUGUCCGUCAGCCAACUGCGCCUUGCGGUUCCCAAGAUUCGCAGUCACAUCCUUCGUGCACUAGAUGCAACCGGCAAACCUACUGAGCCUCCAGCUACUGGAGGCGAUUCGAGCACCAAGUCCAACGUAGACGUUGUCUUUGAGGCUCGAAACCCCUCGCCAGCCAGUUUGACAGGUCGGGCUGUAGAUAGGGAACCUGUGCGCCUUACCCUUUUCCGCGGUGAACAACCACUUUGGCAGGAUUUCCUCCCCAAGUCUGUGCUACUAGUCACCGGAAAUCAAAGCAUGUGGGCGGCUGCCUGUGAGGAUGGCUCAGUUUACAUCUGGACUCCGGCUGGUCGCCGCCUGGUAAGCGCUUUGGUCUUGGAAGCGCAACCCGUCAUUCUGGAGUGUAACGGCCCAUGGAUUUUGUGCAUAUCAUCCGUGGGUAUGUGUUAUGUCUGGAAUGUGAAACACCUCUCUUCUCCACACCCACCUGUCUCUCUACAACCCGUUCUUGAUGCUGCUAUCUAUGUCAUGGGUGCCACACCCACUGUUGCUCCCGCUGUCACAGAUGCACGGGUCAAUUCAGAAGGCCGGAUUGUCGUGUCCUUGACCAAUGGUGAAGGAUAUUCUUACUCACCGUCCAUGUACACAUGGCAGCGUGUCUCAGAAGCCUGGUGGGCUGUUGGCAGCCAGUACUGGAACUCGACAGAAGCACCCGUGGGCAACCUGCAAGCAAGAGACGCACAUCAAGAUACGAAGGAUGCCAAGGCUGCAGUGUCGGCUGGUAUAAUUCCAUUCUUAGAGCGCAACACGACCAAUGAGACUCUACUCCGGGGUCGUGCAUACUUCCUGCAACGACUCAUUAAGGUUCUUCUUUCGCGUGAAGGCUACGAGACCCUUGAGUCCAGCGUCUCCAUCGCUCAUCUUGAGAACCGCAUGGCUGCUGCUCUCUCUCUGGGUGCGAAGGAGGAAUUCCGCCUUUACUUGAACAUGUAUGCCAAGCGUAUCGGAGCCGAGGGCAUGAAAUUGAAGGUCGAGGAGCUUCUCAAGGGAUUGAUUGGGGGCUUAUUCGAUGAAGACGAAGGCUCCGAUGCCGUGUCAAGACUACAGGCCAAUGAGCGCGAGGGCCGCAAUUGGUGCGAGGGUUCGGAUGAUCUUUGUGGUUGGCCACGGGAGACUUUGCUGAAGGAGGUGAUUCUUGCUCUUGGCAAAUACCGGGAACUUCAGCGCGUCACUGUUCCAUACGCUAAGCUACUGGAUCUGGUGGACACUACCACAGAUGGUGAUGCGAUGGAUCUAUGA
Penicillium verhagenii is the source of this 3180-nucleotide messenger RNA. It is a transcript of the gene hir1, whose product is annotated as putative histone transcription regulator Hir1. Gene Ontology annotation, biological process: DNA-templated transcription; chromatin remodeling; regulation of DNA-templated transcription. The record is from RefSeq and is a predicted model, not a curated record. Gene Ontology annotation, cellular component: HIR complex; nucleus. The transcript has 5 exons. Lineage: Eukaryota; Fungi; Ascomycota; Eurotiomycetes; Eurotiales; Aspergillaceae. Bases 1 to 3180 code for a protein of 1059 amino acids. Gene Ontology annotation, molecular function: protein binding; nucleosome binding.